GGACAAUGAGUGACUUACACUGAGAAAGGAGGAAGUAUUUUUGUCCUUUGUUUUCCUUUGGUCUGUAAAUAAAAAUGAUGCCAGAGGAUCUACCAUGUCCAACCUUAAGAAAUGUGAUCAAAAUAAGCAAAAGCUCCGCUGCACCCCAGGGCAGUUUGCGUGUCGGAGUGGGACCAUUCAGUGCAUCCCUUCCAAUUGGCAGUGUGAUGGAUGGCCCACCUGCGAGGAUGAGAGCGAUGAAGUGGACUGUCCAGGCUUGACAGGGGACCAGCGAACUUACCAUGGGAAGGAGAGUGUGGACUCGAGGCACAGCUGGGGCAGAGCAGGGGACACCACCCGCUUCCACACCGUCAACAUGGCACAGCCCGUCCGCUUCAGCAGAAAGUGCCCAACAGGAUGGCACCACUAUGAGGGCACAGCCAGCUGUUACAGGGUGUAUUUAAAUGGGGAGAACUACUGGGAUGCUGUGCAGACAUGUCAGCGGGUGAACGGAUCCCUCGCCACCUUCACCGCAGACCAAGAGCUCACCUUCAUCCUGGCACAGGAGUGGGACUUGGAAGAAAAGGCAUUUGUCAGGAAGGACCAGCGUAGGUUCUGGGUGGGAUAUCAGUAUGUGAUCACCAAACGAAAUCACUCUCUGGAAGGUCACUGGGAAGUAGCUUAUAAAGGCUCUUCAGAAGUGUUUUUACCCCCUGUUCCUGAGGUUGACACGGAUAUGUCUGAAAAGGAAAACGUUCUUUGUGCCCAGCUCCAUUGUUUCCGUUCUCCUACCCUCCGGCACCACGGUUUGCACAGCUGGUAUGCUGAAAACUGCUAUGAGAAAUCUUCAUUCCUCUGCAAAAGGAGCCAGACCUGUGUUGACAUCAAAGACAACAUUGUGGAUGAAGGCUACUACUUCACUCCCAAAGGGAACGAUCCCUGCUUGAGCUGCACGUGCCACAACGGUGAGCCUGAGAUGUGUGUGGCUGCCCUGUGUGAGCGGCCCCAGGGCUGUCAGCAGUACCGCAAGGACCCCAAGGAGUGCUGCAAAUUUACCUGCUUAGACCCAGAUGGCAACAGCCUGUUUGACUCAAUGGCCGGUGGAAUGCGCCUGAUCGUGAGCUGCAUCUCCUCCUUCCUCAUCCUCUCCCUGCUGCUCUUCAUGGUGCACCGGCUGCGCCAGAGGCGGAGAGAGCGCAUAGAGUCCUUGAUUGGAGCUAAUUUGCACCAUUUCAACUUGGGCCGCAGGAUGCCUGGUUUUGAUUACGGUCCCGAUGGUUUUGGAACUGGCCUUACUCCACUGCAUCUUUCAGACGAUGGGGAAGGUGGAGCAUUUCAUUUUCAUGAUCCCCCUCCACCCUAUACUGCUUACAAGUACCCAGAUAUUCAACAUCCUGAUGACCCACCUCCUCCUUAUGAGGCUUCUGUCAAUCCAGACAGCAUCCUUUGUUCCACUCCAGAUGGAGUUCUUUCUCAGGCUGUGCAAAGCAGUCCUCCAUCGCUAGGAAACUGUGAUGUAUCCCCACAACUGACAGAGGGGUCGCUUCCUCCCUCAGUUGGUCCUUCUCCAGUGGAGCUGGAAGACUCUGCUGACAGCAGCACCUUUCUUGUCCCUCCUGACACACCCAUAAAUGAGAACACCCCAGCAGAAACUUUGACAGGCAGCCGCCACAGUCACUGUUCCCUCAACACCAUUGUAUAAAGGAGUGAAACGCCCCGCACCGCUCAGAGUUUUAGCAACUGUUUGCACAGACAAACACUAAUCUGAGGCUUGAACUUCAGAAGGAAUCUCCACUUUGUUUUUCGAACACUGCUUUUAUGUUCUAGAUUAGGAUCGUGCCUCUCGUUUUUUGGCUGUCGUUCUUCAUUCACUAAUCAAUUUGUCCUGUAAAUAUGGAUUGUACAACUGCUCUUUUUUUCCAUUGGCUAUGGAAAGGAGAGCAGAGAAUUCCUUUGACUUCUGAGGAGGUGAGAAGUAUGGGUAGUUUGGGUUGGUUUUUUUUUUCUUAACCUGAGAGGAAUCAAAAUCUACAUCAGAAAAAAGCUGCUUGGAUUUGGCUGGAUACCACUGGACCCAGGAAACAGACAAUGGAAAAGAAGGGUGGGGACAAUCACUGUUCAAGAAGAGAAGAUGGAGCUGCAGGGGAGGGGGCUGGGGGCCUGUUCUGUGGAGUGGGACACACGCCAUCAAGAGUUACACUGUGUAAAACACAGUGCCUCGAUCAGAACACCAGAGGAGCUGGAGCAGGAGUGGUCUACGGAAUAUGCGACAAUUGGCUACGGAGAAAACCCGGAUUUGCAAUUACAAUUACGUGUUGUCAGUAGCUGCAAAACCUCAAAUUGUUGGAUAAACUUCUGGCCCAUGAAGAAAACUGGGUCUGUGUGAUGUCCCUUUAGUAGAGCCCUCACGUGUGUUAGGAAGUACUUUAGGGUAGAGAUGGGGAGCAAUUAACUUUGAUGCAGCCUGAGUUCGCUGUAUGAAGCCCCUGUUUGUUCUAAUACCAUAAGUAAGACUGAGGUUUUUUCUUUCUGGUUUAACUUCUUUACAGUGAAGGGUUGCACAAAAUUGGCCUGGAUACAAGACCACUGUUCUUGCUUUUCUUAUUGCAUGCUAUAUUUAGCAUGUGUGUUCCCUCCCCUUCAUUUCACUUCUUUACAGUUCUACAAAUACCACUUAAAAUGGUGAUCAACAUGUACUAUAGGUGAUGUUUAAUUCUAAUUGGACACCUGUUCCUUAUCUCAGUCCCAUAAAUAGCCAGCCCUGUUCUAGAGAUUUCCCCUGUGCCCCCCAAGCCAUUUAUCCAGGUCCUACAAGGGGUUAUAAUGAGGUUAGUGUACUUAAAUCAAUAAAGCAGUUUGCUUCAGUCUGAUAUGUCAACUUAAAUUUCCCCCUCGUAUUGAACUCUUUAAGCUAAGUUAAUUUACAGAUGGCAAAGAUUCAUUCAGUCCCUCACGAUACCCAAAGUCAAGCACUGUUGGUUUUGAUAAUGAGUGCAAAAUAAUCUUUACAGGCAAUUUUAAAUUUAAGUUUGGAUUUCAGUGUACAAAUAGUUUACCCUUUUCUCCCAUACUCCCAUUGCCUCUGCUUCUCCUUGACUUACUGUAACAGUCAGCAGAUGAGAUGAAUUUUAAGGAAUUUGUAAAGAAUGCCUCUUGUGAGUGGUCUCCUGUUACCCUAUGAAGGGUACAAGCCUAGAGGGACAGGAAGAAAGCACUGCAUAGGGGUGUGUAUGUGAUCUAUUUUUCUAGUAAUGAUGAGAAAUCGUACUUGUAUGACAAAUCCUAACCCACUCCUGUGGUUUCCCAGUGCAGCUGACUCUUUCCCCAUGGAAUAUGCUGCUACUUUCUAUUCCCUGUCAUGCCUAUAGGCUUAUACUGUACUUGGGGAUUGGUCUUGACAGUUCAACUCGUUUUGCACAGAAAACUGUGAGUUUGAUAUCGAGGUCGUAUCUGGUGUGUCGAGGUGCAGACGCUGCAAACAGCCCUGACUCCACCGGAGAGCGUGAAUCACAGUUCUGGGGAGCGCUGCUGGCACACGAGUGGGAGGAAGCACUGGGAGGAAGCCUCUCUGCCUGGAGCUGUUCCACCACCCCUUCCUGCUCUCUGCUGUGCCUGGCUCCAGCAGCAGUGGUACGAAACGAGAGGAACAGUUCUCCACCCUGUGGGAUCUCUGACCGAGUCCUCCUCCGAGUUCCAGGUCCUGGUCUAAUGAAGUGGAUGGAUAGCAGUAGUCAGAACCAUGCAUACAAAUUAUUGAGCAUUUCUGAAGUAUGAAAAUAAAGCGGGUUUUGUGCAUU
Messenger RNA from Pyrgilauda ruficollis (rufous-necked snowfinch), 3776 nucleotides. RefSeq names its product DiGeorge syndrome critical region gene 2 (gene DGCR2). The transcript is spliced from 10 exons. The record is from RefSeq and is a predicted model, not a curated record. The coding region runs from base 95 to 1681 and encodes 528 amino acids. Gene Ontology annotation, cellular component: membrane. NCBI's taxonomy places the organism in Eukaryota, Metazoa, Chordata, Aves, Passeriformes, Passeridae. Gene Ontology annotation, molecular function: protein binding.